AGGUUGUCGUCCGCCAAUCGGGUUGGAGGGUUUGUGCGGGGGCGGGACUAAACGCGCAAGUUUGGUUGGAGAGGGAAGGCGCCCCCAGAGCCGCUGAAACAUGUCGGAGCGCAAGGUGUUAAAUAAAUACUACCCACCGGAUUUUGAUCCAUCAAAAAUCCCAAAACUCAAACUUCCCAAAGAUCGACAGUAUGUGGUGCGAUUAAUGGCUCCUUUCAACAUGAGAUGCAAAACGUGUGGAGAGUAUAUUUAUAAAGGCAAGAAAUUCAACGCACGUAAAGAAACUGUACAAAAUGAAGUCUACCUGGGACUGCCCAUCUUCCGCUUCUACAUCAAGUGCACCAGAUGUCUGGCAGAAAUCACAUUUAAGACUGACCCCGAGAAAACAGAUUACGUGGUGGAGCAUGGGGCAACGCGGAACUUUCAAGCAGAGAAACUGCUGGAGGAGCAGGAGAAACAAAUUCAGAAAGAUCGGGAAGAGGAAGAGCUGAAUAACCCGAUGAAGAUUCUGGAAAACAGGACAAAAGACUCUAAGAUGGAAAUGGAGGUCUUGGAAAACCUGCAGGAGCUGAAGGAAUUAAAUCAGCGUCAGGCCAACGUGGACUUUGAGGGCAUGUUACAGGAGUACCAAAAAUAUGAAAAGGAUCUAAAACGUCAACAGGUGGAGGACGAUGAGCGAGAGAUGAAAUCGAUGCUGGAAAGUGCCCAGGUAAAGAGAAUUCUAGACGACUCUGACUCAGAUGAGGACUUACAGAAACCACAGUGUAAAAAGAAGACACCAGUGCCAGGCAAGCCCACUGAUAUCCUCAAUGAGAAUCCUGACCAUCAGAAUGAGAAACCGAAGCGGGAGAGUUGGGAGCGGAGUGUGGGAAAGCUGAGUGGAAAUCUUCAAUUCUCCGGGUUGGUGGUGAAGAAAGCACCAUGCCCAAAAGCAAAUUCAACAACUCUGAAGAAGGGAAUCAUUAUCCAGAAAGAUGGCCCCACGAGCUUUGGUGCCGCUGAGCAGAAUGCAGUGACGUUGCCUGUGUCAGAAGCAUUGCCAGCUCAGUGUGGGCCAACACCAGCAGCCAGCAGUUCAUCCUUGAGCCUGCUGGGGGCGUACUCCGACAGCGAGGAAAGCCAGAGUGACUAGGAUUUGCAUUUGAUUCAGCCAAGUGUGGAAUUGUUCAAAGAGAUGAACAGUUUUUCCUGUCCGUGGUGGCAGUUCAUCUCUACUCUUGUGCAUAAACCCAAUUUUAAUUGGAAUCAUAACCAAAUCUUUCUCUGAAGUACUGAAUAAUUCCCUUUUUCCACAUUAUUUGGGUGAAAUGUUAAUAACAAGGAGAAGGCUUUGUUUUUUUGUUACUCAGUGAUACAACAGGUUUCUGCACACAUGGGUAUAAAUGAGGCUGGCCAAGUAGCUCAUAGUACAGAAAUUCCAGCACUGCUAGAAACUGAUCAUCUGGUCACAAUAGUGUGUUGUUUAUCUUUGAUCAAAGACUCAUAAAUGAUUCCUACAUUCCUGUUAUGGUGAAUGUAUGUAUUAUUCUAUGUCAGGGGUUCCCAACCUUUUUCACUGUUUACCCCAGGCAACUUUAAUAGCACAUAACAAUGUUAUUUCACUUAUAUAUGAACAACUAAUGAUGGACCGAUAACGGUAUACCAGAACUAAACACAGUCAGUCAAUGAGAAAAAAUAUGUACAAAUCCAGAAUCAACAAAUAUACCCCUUCAGCAGGCGAAAUUUACCCUCUGGCGGUAAUUUACCCCAGCUUGGGAACCCUUGCUCUAUGUUAUGCAUCAAAUCUACGUCUCUGACUGAUCAAGGCAAUCUUUCUGAACUGUCCUAUAUUAGAAACUGCAAUCUACCUAAUCCCUGCCAUCCCUGACUUCCACACCCCCCCAUCCUCCCCCUCCACUGCUCAGCAUUACCACCUAUGCAUUACUAUUGUGUAAUUCACAGUUCAGACCGCCAGUGUUUUACAAACUUCUGAAAUAAAAUGCAGUUUUAACCUCA
Leucoraja erinaceus (little skate) is the source of this 1995-nucleotide messenger RNA. It is a transcript of the gene yju2, whose product is annotated as YJU2 splicing factor homolog. Bases 101 to 1132 code for a protein of 343 amino acids. NCBI's taxonomy places the organism in Eukaryota, Metazoa, Chordata, Chondrichthyes, Rajiformes, Rajidae. Gene Ontology annotation, cellular component: U2-type catalytic step 1 spliceosome. Gene Ontology annotation, biological process: mRNA splicing, via spliceosome. The record is from RefSeq and is a predicted model, not a curated record. The transcript is spliced from 8 exons.